Molecule: messenger RNA, 2093 nt
Organism: Mustela erminea (ermine)
Lineage: Eukaryota; Metazoa; Chordata; Mammalia; Carnivora; Mustelidae
Gene: PRSS53
Product: serine protease 53
Exons: 10
Coding region: 16-1899 (627 amino acids)
Biological process (GO): proteolysis
Molecular function (GO): serine-type endopeptidase activity
Source: RefSeq, a predicted model, not a curated record
GGCACAAUUAAGCUAAUGCUCUCCACAUACGCAGGCCGCCUCCCUGACUCAGUGGCGGGGGCUGGAGUUGGGGGUUCUGAAGCCUGGAGGAGGGCUGAACCCUGGCCCUCCUCCACGGGCCUAGGAGUGCUGAGCCCAGCUGAAGGAGGAGAAUUAAUUACUGAGUGUCUUCAAGCAGCUCGGCCCGUUUGUGGGCAGCGUGGCCCUGGCCCCCCUGAGCCUCAGGAGGGCAUCACAGUACCUGGCGAGUGGCCAUGGCAAGUGAGUGUGAGGCGGCAGGGGGUCCACCUCUGCAGCGGGACCCUGGUGGCAGAUACCUGGGUCCUCACUGCUGCGCACUGCUUUGAAAAGGCAGCAAUGACAGAACUGAACUCCUGGUCAGUUGUCCUGGGUUCUCUGCAACGUGAGGGGCUGAGCCCAGGGGCCGAGGCGGUGGGGGUGACAGCUCUGCAGCUGCCAAGGGCCUAUAACCACUACAGCCAGGGCUCGGACCUGGCCCUGCUGCGGCUCGCCCGGCCCACGGCCCGCACACCCCUCUGCCUGCCCCAGCCCACCCAUCGCUUCCCUUUCGGGACCUCCUGCUGGGCCACAGGCUGGGAUCAGGACACCAAUGGUGGUAAGUGCCGGCCCGGCCUGAAGCCCGGAGGGGCACUGUGCUUGCCCCCCAGGGUCACACAGCCUCAGCUGGCGACCGUCCCUCUGCGCCACCUCCCUUGCUCCCCACCAAGCCCCUUUCUUCUGGCAGCUCCCAGGACUCUGCGGAAUCUGCGCCUGCGUCUCAUCAGCCGCCCUACCUGUAACUGUCUCUACAACCGGCUGCACCAGCGGCUGCUGGCCAGCCCAGCUCGACCUGGGAUGCUGUGUGGGGGUGCCCAGCCUGGGGUGCAGGGUCCCUGUCAGGGAGAUUCUGGGGGCCCCGUGCUGUGCCGUGAGCCGGAUGGACACUGGGUUCAGGCUGGGAUCAUCAGCUUUGCAUCAAGCUGUGCCCAAGAAGACACCCCUGUGCUGCUGACCAGCACGGCUGCUCACAGCUCCUGGCUGCACGCUCGAGCUCAGGGGGCGGCCUUCCUGUCCCAGAACCCGGGGACCCCGGAGAUAAGCGACGAGGACAGCUGUGUAGCCUGUGGAUCCUUGAGGAGAGGCGGCCCCCAGGCAGGAGCCCCGUCCCCAUGGCCCUGGGACGCCAGGCUGAUGCACCAGGGGAAGCUGGCCUGUGGAGGAGCCCUGGUGUCGGAGGAGGUCGUGCUGACAGCCGCCCACUGCUUCAUCGGGCGCCAGACCCCAGGAGAAUGGAGCAUCGGGCUGGGGUCCGGACUGGAGGAGCGGGGCCUGAAGCAGCUCACCCUGCAUGGGGCCUACACCCACCCAGAGGGGGGCUACGAUGUAGCCCUCCUGUUGCUGGCCCAACCCGUGACACUGGGCCCCAGCCUUCGGCCGCUCUGCCUGCCCUAUUCUGACCACCACCUGCCUGAUGGGGAACGCGGAUGGGUCCUGGGGCUGCCCCGCCCAGAAACAGGCACCAGCUCCCCUCAGACAGUGCCUGUGACCCUCUUGGGACCCAGGGCCUGCAGCCGGCUGCGCACGACUCUCGGGAGCGACAGUGCCCCCGUUCUGCCAGGCAUGGUGUGUUCCAGUGUUGUGGGUGAGCCGCCCCGCUGCGAGGGCCUGUCUGGGGCACCACUGGUGCACGAGGUGAGGGGCACAUGGUUCCUGGCUGGGCUACACAGCUUUGGAGAUGCCUGCCAGGGCCCCGCGAGCCCUGCAGUGUUCGUGGCGCUUCCCGCCUACGAGAACUGGGUCAGCAGCUUGGACUGGCAGGUCUACUUUGCGGAGGAGCCGGAGCCGGAGGCUGAGACUGGAAGCUGCUCGGCCAACACAAGCAAACCAGCCGGCUGUUGACAGGUGGCUCUGGGAUGCUGCUGCAGACACAGUCAGACAAUUUCUGAGUCACCACCCAUGUCCCUCUCCUGGAGUCCCUGCCUGCACAGGAUUCCAGGCACCGGGGCAGGCCCACCGGUCCAGUGAGCUCAGCGCUGGAGCCCUCCUGGACCGGCGGCUGCCCUCACUCCCAACCCCUGCAGGACAGGGAGAUG